Molecule: messenger RNA, 2288 nt
Organism: Salvelinus sp. IW2-2015
Lineage: Eukaryota; Metazoa; Chordata; Actinopteri; Salmoniformes; Salmonidae
Source: RefSeq, a predicted model, not a curated record
GGUAAACACUCCGACAGAGUUAUGUCUGACAGCCUUGCUGCUCACUGAAAGAACAAGGGACAGAGAAAAAAGUCUGUGCGGCUAAGCACUAGAAAUACUGUGAGGCGGAGGAAGGAAGAUAUAGCGUGAGGGUGAGAGAAAAAAAGAGAGAAAAUAUAUGGAGGAGAGCUCAGCCACAAGGGGAGUGUGUUCUGAAAAACCAGGCAGAAUUCAGCCGCUGGUGAGCCUGAACCAAUCCUCUCCCUUCUGCCACAGGCUGGGAGGGAUUGAGACAGGAUUUCCAUUGGGUUCUUCCAGGGAGUGAUUUAUAGAAGAGUCCAGGGCUGUUGAUUAGGAUUUGUAGCUUUAUGUAGGGAAUACGCUGGAGAGGAUUUGAGUACGCUGUUCGCUGUUAUUGCAAAUUGCACACAGUAGUGUCUGCGACGUGGAGGCUAAGUCUGCUGGUUAGUGUUGGCAGUGCUGCUCCCACCUCUGCUGCUGGGGUUGUUUGGGGGCUAUGUUUCUGACUGACUAGGGCAGCAUCACCCACAUGCAGGGCAGAGGCUGAAUGGGAGGUAAAGAGUGCAACUAACCAGCAUGGGAGCCAAACAGAUGAAAUGCCUCAGUUCAGCCAGCCCUGCACACUCCCCUAAAGAAGAGUACAUCAUCGCUCAGUCCACAGACACUCCUAAAGGAGUAUUUAUCUCAGCUCAAUCUGAAGACCACGCCGAGCCUGGAGAUGACAAAUCAGAGUUGACGGAAAGGAAAUCUGAUACAGAAGAGGUGUCUCUCUGUGGCCUGUGUCCGACCUCAGGGCAUAGUGGGCUAGAGGAGGAGAGAUCAUGGGACGAGCAGCUGGAGUGUCACCAGGAGCAGCUGGAAAAGGAGAUGCAGGAGGCCAGGAGGAUGGUGUUCCGCCUGCAGGCUCUACUGCUGCACGGCUCUCUCCCUGAGGACGAGCAGGAUGUCUCCAUGGGCUUCGGGGAUAGCAGAGCUAACUCUGAGCAGCAGCUGGUUCUAAUCCGCAGUCGUCUGGACCAAAGCAUGGAGGAGGCUCUUGAUCUGAAGAGGGAGCUUCUGAGGCACAAGCAGGAGGCACGCCACCUUCAGGCCAUUAAGGAUGCUCUUCAGCAGCGUCUGUCUGUACAGGAGGCUGCGGUGCUGCAGCUGAAGCAGGAGCUACUGAGGUGCAGUAUGGACAAAGAGCAACUGGAGGGGGAGAACGCAGAGCUCAAACGGAAGUUGAGCGAUCGGAACAAACUGCUCAGUGAAUACGAGCAGCAACUUGGAAAAAAGGAUAGACUACUUCAGCAACAGCAAUUGAAACUGGACGAUGCUCGGCACAACUCUAAUGAAGGAAGCCACAGGUCAUCUAGGAGUGAAAAGAGUGGGUACAGUAACUCUGUGGGCCCACCCCCUGGUCCGGCCUUCCAACACACAGCGCAGGGGGAGGAACUGCAGCUAGUAAGGGAGGCCCUGCGUAGUCUGAGGGAUGGCUUCUCAGGUCACGACCCUCAGCAUCACACCCUGGACACACUGGAGCAAGGGGUGGCCAGUCUCAUGGACCGCCUAUACACACUCGACACACGCCGCAGGCAGCAGGACAGAGGGGUACACACACACACACAACAAUUCACACAGAAGACCACAGAGGGUCCAUACAAAUCACCAGGACGAAGAGCCAACCCCACAGACAGGGACUCAUGGCCACCCAGCUCAAAAAUAGCUCACUCUCACAGUAGCCCUGGCCUGGACUCCACAAUCUCCACUAAAGUGCUCUACUUCACUGAUCGCUCACUCACUCCUUUCCUGGUCAACAUCUCCAAAAGGCUGGGGGAGGUGACUCUGAGAGACGUCAAGGCAGCGGUGGACCGCCAGGGUAGCUUCAGGUACCACUUCAAAGCCCUCGACCCAGAGUUUGGGACUGUGAAGGAGGAGGUGUUCCAGGAUGGAGCCCUGGUGCCUGGCUGGGAGGGGAAGAUAGUGGCCUGGGUGGAGGAGGACCAUGGAGAGAGACGGUAGAAGUGGGAACCAACCAACCAUAGAGGGAACCACUUGCCUCAAACUGUGACCACUGGACUAUGAUGCCAUAACACCCUCUCAGUAUUCUCAGCAGCCCUGCAGAGGUAGCUAUUAUAACAAUUGGGAUCAAUCUAUUUAUUACUGUUUCGAGAUAAAACCAUACUUUAAAAAAUGUCUCUUUCCUAUGGACAUUUGACUUACAGUAACUGUUUGAAGUACAAGUUCUAGUUGCCAAAUAUGAAUGAAUACAAUUUUUACGUUUUAAUAAACAUUGAUUACUGCAUGAA